CCCCAGCGCUUUACAGUCGAAUAAAGUGAGUAAGGAAACUGUGCUAAUCACUUACAAGAUCAGUAUUUAUUUUUCAGCUAACCAUCUAUCAAUGUGAAGAAAAAGGAGCAAUAAAACUCAUUCAGGCAUAUGUUGAUGCUGAUCCAGAAGAAAGUUUUUAUUCUUGUGCCUGGACUUGCAACCCUAACACUGGAGAACCUCUUAUAGCAGUAGCUGGUGCCAAGGCUGUAAUACGGUUUAUAAGUCCAAUUAGUAUGAAGUGCAUUAAGCAUUAUAUUGGUCAUGGUGGAGCAAUCAAUGAUCUCAAACUUCAUCCUCUUGAUCCACAUCUCUUGCUUUCUGGCAGUAAAGACCAUGGGCUAAGGCUGUGGAACAUCAAAACAGAUGUGUUAGUGGCAGUGUUUGGAGGUGUUGAUGGUCACAGAGAUGAAGUAUUAAGUGUAGAUUUUGAUGUGCUUGGAACAAAACUUAUUUCAUGUGGAAUGGAUCACUCAUUAAAAAUCUGGAACUUGGAAACAGAUAGACUUAAAGAGGCUUGUAAAAACUCUUACACCUUUGAUGCAAGCACUAGUAAAAAACAAUUCAAGACAAUUCAUGAACAUUACCCAAACUUCACCACACGAGACAUUCACAGGAAUUACGUAGAUUGUGUCCGAUGGCUAGGAGACCUAGUACUUUCAAAGUCAUGUGAAAAUUGUAUUGUUUGCUGGAAGCCAGAUGGAAAAUUAGAAGAUAUCUUACAAAAGACAGGCAACAGUGAUCAUGGUGUUGAAGUUCUUCACAGAUUUGAUUUCCAUCAGUGUGAUAUCUGGUACAUGAGAUUUUCACUGGAUUACGAACAAAGAUUAAUGGCUGCUGGUAAUCAGACGGGUAAAGUGUUUGUUUGGGACAUUGGAUUUGAAGAUCCAACCAAAGCAAGAUGCGCCAGCUUAGUUCACAACAAAUGUACCGCAGCUAUUCGUCAAACAGCUUUCAGUUAUAAUGGAAAGAUACUCAUUUGUGUUUGCGACGAUGGAACUGUUUGGCGUUGGGACCGGCUGAGAUAAUUGACAGGAAACACCACUGGACUACUAAGGCAUGUAAAGAGGAAAACACACCGUCAUCUGGGAAGAAAGCAAUUUCCCUUUCAACGAGUUCAAUAAGACGGUUGAAAGAUAACACUCUGUGGGGGAUAUACAAAUUUGUUUUCUAAAUGAUUUUAAAGAUAAACUCAAAAAAAUCAGGUAGCUUCUUGAAAGGUAGAUCUUUUAGUGUCUCAUAAUGUAGUUUUGCCACAAGGAACUGAAAAGGCCAUUCCGAGGUUGAGAAAAAACUGGCUUGAGUUGGUAUUGCAGUGCAUUGUGGGGCUGUUUUAGGGGACGAAAAAGACGCCAUCUUGGAAACCUAUCCCCUCUAACAGGCCCAUAAUGCACUGUAAUGCCAAUUCGACCCAGUUUAUUCCUCGGAAUGGCUAAUAUCUAGACCUUUCCCAGAUUUCUUGAGUGACCACCGAACAAUGGUUCCUAGUCGGUUCCGAGGGUUGAGCUUGAACUUGAUGUGUUCAUACGUUUACUUUAUUUAUAAAUUCAACCUCGACUUGGAACCACUGUUUGUUCAAUCUAGCAUUUGUUUCACACUCUGUACUAUCAAGAACAAUAGCAUUAUCUGGGUCCCGCUGAGCUUUAGUAAAACCGAAAGAAGAAGACCGAAGAGAAAAACAAGCAUGUUUUAUUAAUUGGGUUUUUCUUAGUAUUUCAACUGGACAGAUAACGUAAGAGUGCAAACCAUAUAUUCGUGAAAUAGCACUAAAACUAAACAGCACUAAACACAUCUAUAUUUUUUGUUUUAAAUUGUUUCAUUGGUGCUAUUUUGGUGCUAUAUGGUUUGCACUGGCUCUACUUGAUCAAAAAUGUGUAUAUAUUAAAGUGACUAAAUAUUUUUUCAAUAUGAACCUACUAGAGUGCACGCUCUAAAACCGUGAACAUUAUAUAGUACUAAUUAGUACUAUUUCGUACAGAAUCCUUCGUUUUCUAUUGUUUAAUUAUCACUAUUUAGCACUAAAAGUUAGUAUUUGUUUCACGGAUUUAGUGUGAGCACUCUACUCCUUUUCUUCAUUUAUGUUCAGUGCUGUUUCAAAGAGGAAUAAAUAAACAUUUUCUCAUUUUCAA
This is a messenger RNA of Actinia tenebrosa (Australian red waratah sea anemone), 2147 nucleotides long. RefSeq names its product polycomb protein EED. Gene Ontology annotation, molecular function: protein binding. NCBI's taxonomy places the organism in Eukaryota, Metazoa, Cnidaria, Anthozoa, Actiniaria, Actiniidae. The record is from RefSeq and is a predicted model, not a curated record.